AUGAAGCUUCUGCUGCUGUCCCUGUUCCUGUUGCCGCUGGCGGCGGGGCAGCAGCCCGAGCCAAAGCCCGAGCCAGACUACUCCGACUACUCUAAACGAGUGGCUUGGGACCUCCACUCGCUAAAGCGGGCAGAUCAGUGGAAUAGAGAGAUGGCGGCGCUGCUUGAAAAGAAAGACACUCCUGAGGGGCUGGCCGAGCUGCGCCUUCGGUUUGACGGCUGGGCGAAGGCAUGGGGCAAGGUGUACCCGCCGAUGUUCCGCUUGCAGCGGAGCGAUCGGUUUAUAUUAUGGCUGGAUCGAUUGAAGCAGGUAGUGAGCGAGAACCUGGCUGACUUCAGCUACUGGUCGGAGAUGAACUUCUAUGCAGACCGCACCUAUGCCGAGUUCGACGAAGAGUUCGAUGGAGGCUUCAACCCAGAGCCAGACGCAAUGGUGCUGGCGGCCGCCGCCACAGGGCGCACCACCCCGGUCAACGUUGCCAGCCUGAAGCUUGGGCGCCUGCCCCGCAAGGUCGACUGGGUGGCAGCUGGCAAGGUGCCGGCUGUGCGGCGCCAGGAGGAGCUAGACUGCUGGGCACACGCCGCAGCAGUGGUGAUCGAGUCUGCAUGGGCUAUCCGCAACAACAAGAAGGCCUCCACCACCGUGAAGGCAGCCCGGGUGUCGGUGCAGCAGCUGACAGGCAGCCAGCGGGUGGUGGCAAAGCAUCCAGCCCCGCCGUGCCUUGCAGACUGCACCGGCCCGGCGGCCUCCUGCGCCGGCACCCGCUCCAUGAAGUAUGCUUUUGAUAUCUCCUACCAAAUGGGCUCGGUGCCGGAGCGCACCUAUCCCUACAAGGACUGCGCCCCGCAGCGCUGCCAGCGAGGGCUGGUGAGCAAGGUGCCCAGCGCGCGGCGCAUCCGCCCCCCCAGGGCACCUGGAAGCCGCUCCAUCCCCGCCUCCACAAACGUCACGGCCCUCAUCGCGGCCGUAGCCCGAGCCCCUGUGGCGUUUGCCGCUUGUGCAUCGAACGAGGCCUUCCGCGAUUACGCCGGCGGAGUGCUGGCCGCUCCCAAGGUCUGCAAUUGUCAGUUAGAUCAUGUCAUGGCCAUUGUUGGCUACAACACCAAAGCCCCCGUGCCGUACUGGCUGGUCCAGAACUCGCGUGGGCCCUCUUGGGGGGCGGCCGGACGCAUCAAGAUCCGCAUGGACGGGGCGGGCCCAGGCAUGUGCAACAUGUAUCUGAUGCCCCCAGAGGCCCUGCUGUGA
This is a messenger RNA of Chlorella variabilis, 1245 nucleotides long. RefSeq lists its product as hypothetical. The transcript is spliced from 7 exons. The record is from RefSeq and is a predicted model, not a curated record. Gene Ontology annotation, cellular component: lysosome. The coding region runs from base 1 to 1245 and encodes 414 amino acids. Gene Ontology annotation, molecular function: cysteine-type endopeptidase activity. NCBI's taxonomy places the organism in Eukaryota, Viridiplantae, Chlorophyta, Trebouxiophyceae, Chlorellales, Chlorellaceae.